Messenger RNA from Acipenser ruthenus (sterlet), 3129 nucleotides. RefSeq names its product dual specificity mitogen-activated protein kinase kinase 5. The transcript has 22 exons. The record is from RefSeq and is a predicted model, not a curated record. Gene Ontology annotation, biological process: protein phosphorylation. Lineage: Eukaryota; Metazoa; Chordata; Actinopteri; Acipenseriformes; Acipenseridae. Bases 294 to 1640 code for a protein of 448 amino acids. Gene Ontology annotation, molecular function: ATP binding; protein binding; protein kinase activity.
GGGUUGUGAUUAAAAACUUCCUGUAUACUUCCUGUAUAUUUUUACAGUGAAACAGUUAGAAAUCGAAGUAAUAUAUGUUUGGACGAAAGAAAUAGAGAAAACUAAACAAAAACAAAUUCGGUUUAAGAUUGAUGUGCGAAAUCUGUUUGCUUCGCUAAAAAGUUUGCCAGCUUAUUCCAGGUCUCCUAAUGGGAAAGGGAAAAUAAAAGAGGAUGCAUGUGGUAAUAAUAAUGGACACUAGUCGUAUCUGUUAUUAAUAUUAAAAGUCGCAGUAACGAUGAGAUCUGGUUGUUAUGAUUUUGCUCGUUUUUGAUAAUUUUAAUGAAAUGGCAAACCAGGUGUUAGUCAUUCGAAUUAGAAUCCCAGACGGCGGCGACGUGGAUUGGACUGUGCACUGCGUUUCACAGCUCAUGUUCCGAGACGUCCUGGAUGUGAUUAGCCAGGUCUUACCUGACGCAACAACCACAGCUUUUGAAUAUGAGGAUGAGGAUGGAGAUCGAAUCACAGUGAGAAGUGAUGAAGAAAUGAAAGCCAUGCUGUCAUAUUAUUACAACACUGUAAUGGAACAGCAGGUGAACGGGCAGCUGGUGGAGCCUCUGCAAAUUUAUCCAAGAGCCUGCAAGCCUCCUGGGAAACGGAACAUACAUGGCCUGAAGGUAAAUACUCGCACAGGGCCCUCUAAUAAUAGCAGCUCAGCGGUCUCGGAUUCACUGCAGAACAAUAGUUUAAAGAAGUCUUCUGCGGAGCUGAAGAAGAUCUUAGCUAAUGGACAGAUGAAUGAACAAGACAUAGAAAAUCGAGAGCUCCUUGGUCAUGGCAAUGGAGGCACAGUGUACAAAGCACACCAUGUCCCAAGUUCGAAGAUUUUAGCAGUUAAGGUUAUUCCUUUAGAUAUUACUCUAGAGCUUCAAAAACAAAUUAUGUCAGAGCUAGAAAUUCUUUAUAAGUGCGAUUCAUCCUAUAUAAUAGGAUUUUAUGGUGCAUUUUUUGUAGAAAACAGAAUAUCAAUAUGUACAGAAUUCAUGGAUGGGGGCUCUUUGGAUGUAUAUAGAAAAAUCCCAGAACAUGUACUGGGGAGAAUAGCUGUUGCAGUUGUUAAAGGUCUCACCUACUUGUGGAGUUUAAAGAUUUUGCAUCGAGAUGUCAAACCCUCUAAUAUGCUGGUGAACACAAGGGGCCAGGUCAAGCUGUGUGAUUUUGGAGUCAGCACCCAGUUAGUCAAUUCCAUAGCGAAAACUUACGUUGGAACAAAUGCAUAUAUGGCGCCUGAGCGAAUAUCAGGUGAACAGUAUGGAAUCCAUUCGGAUAUGUGGAGUUUAGGAAUUUCAUUUAUGGAGCUCGCUCUGGGGAGGUUUCCAUAUCCUCAGAUUCAGAAAAACCAGGGAUCUUUAAUGCCUCUUCAGUUAUUGCAGUGCAUUGUUGAUGAGGACCCUCCAGUUCUUCCGGUCGGGGAGUUCUCAGAGCCGUUUGUACACUUCAUCACUCAGUGCAUGAGGAAGCUGCCUAAGGAGAGACCAGCUCCUGAAGACCUCAUGGGCCACUCGUUCAUCCUGCUGUACAAUGACGGGAAUGCAGAAGUGGUGUCUAUGUGGGUGUGCAGGAUGCUGGAGGAGCGGCGGUCCCAGCAGGCCCUCCAGUGAGAGACACAGGGCUGGCACAGCAAUAGCAAGCUGCACCAUGCUAGCCAGCUAGAGGUGCCAAUUAGUCCAAUGCCAAUUGAUUCAUAUAGCGCCUUUCAGAACGAACAUCCCGCACCACCGUUACAGUUGUGUAUACAGUGAUCACAAUCAGGAAAUGGGACUGCAUUCUGCAUCCGUUUACUGCCAGCUUUGGUACCUCAGUUUUCUUCUGAGUUCUCUUUUGAAGACUUCUCUCUCCCCCUCUCUCUGCUCAGUGUGGGAGGUUACACUGCAGGCAGUUCUGUUUAGUACUCUGACUGCUCCACAAUGUUACUUUGCUCAGUAUGCUGUAUGUUCCUUGAGAUGGCAGAAUCUGGUGUUUGUUAAUGUGAAUCAGCUCCAGUGGCAGCUUGUCCGGGAGCUGCAGACAGAUGUGAGGCAAAGGACACAUGGCAUUGUGCUGAUUCAGAGAGCCUCACCUCCAGCUCCCUUUGCUGCUUCUACAGCUUGGUGUUACCAGCGCUUUGCACUGACAGGAGACGGCAUGUUAUUGGUGUGAAGUGCACUCACUGCAGUUUAGAGUGUGUUGAUUGGAAGACAUUGUUCAAUGAAUAUCCUUCAUAUGACUAUAGCAGUCUAAAAACAGCCUCAAAACAUGUUCUGUAAAUCUGAAAACAUUAAGAUAUAUUUUUUUUAAUGUUACCCUUCUGUUUUUCCCCCCAUUCUGUUUUGUUUUUGUUUUGGAAACUGUUUUAAUCAAAAUUAAGGUUGAAUGAAGUGUGGCCCUCUCCUACUUUGAUGUUCACCAAUAGAUUAUUAUACUGUGUAUCUUAAAUUGGGAGCCUUAUAUCUGCCUUAAUAUUACAGUACACAACCAUUUCACAGAAAAUGUAAACCGCAGGAAGCCGCCACUGUGCACAGUGUAAGAGAAGCUACAGUACCACAUGGGUUCAUCUUCCCAUCAGAAUCCUACAGCAGGUGAGGUCAUUCAUGCAGACCUCCAAUAAGGAUUAGUCUUUUCUUGUACCGAAAGCCCACUUUUAAUUGUGUAGCAUCUUCAGCAGCCCCCAUACAAAUGUAUUCUAAGAGAACCAUGAUUUAUUCAAAGUGGUCUUCAGGGUGCUGUCUUUAAGGUGUCAAUGGAUACAGGUAUGAAAAAUAUCUAUGUAACUUUUACUGUAAGUAGCAUUACAGUAUAUAUUUGAAAGUGUGCAAUGAUAUAUAUUAAAAAAAAUGGGAAAAAAAGGUGUCUGAUUUUAAUUUAGCAAAAACAGUGACUUGAGUGACUUGCCAUGCAAACUGUGCUUCACUGUGAUUUUACCAUGGGGUUCUGUAUUCAACUUCUGUAAGAGAAACCUCUUUUUUUCAGUUACGUUUUGCUCUAACACUUUCCAGCCCUUGACUUGGCAUUAAUCAUGGUUUGAAGUGGAAAGACUGCAAGCGAGAAGCUUACAGUCUGAACUUUGUCUUAAUUGCUCCUGUGUCACAACCACUCACCAGAUAGCAGUAC